This is a messenger RNA of Rubroshorea leprosula, 1346 nucleotides long. NCBI's taxonomy places the organism in Eukaryota, Viridiplantae, Streptophyta, Magnoliopsida, Malvales, Dipterocarpaceae. The record is from the annotation of a GenBank genome assembly.
AGCUAAAUUAGCAUUGAACUUUGUGAUCAAAUGAUUUGUGCUUCUAUCAGCAUGGAUCUUUUGAGCAUACUGUCAAUACUUUUAUCCUUGGCUACAUUGGUUUAUUCUCAGAAUUUUGAUGUGACAAAGUAUGGAGCAACUGGAGAUGGAAAGUCAGAUGACUCACAAGCUUUUAUUAAGGCAUGGAAAGAUGUUUGCGGUUCAACAUCAAAAAAUCCUACACUCAUUAUUCCAGAGGGCAAGACGUACUUACUAAAUCCUAUUAAGUUCGAAGGCCCUUGUAAGUCUGCUGUUGCGGUUCAGAUUGGAGGUAAUAUCGUUGCACCUAGUAAUAGCGAACCAGUUUGGAAGGAAACUGAAUCAAAAAGAUGGAUUGCCUUUUCAAAUGUUAAAGGACUAGAAGUAAGUGCAAAGGGCAAACUUGAUGCCAGAGGAGCUGAUUGGUGGAGGACUUGUCCAGAUAUGAAAGGCUGCAACAGACCAACUACCCUAGAAUUUGGUGGUUGUUCUUCCUUUCGGGUGCACGGAUUAACCUCUGUCAAUAGUGGACGAAACCAUAUCUCUAUAAGCGGUUGCAACCAAGGAACCUUAAGCUCCAUCACUCUUAUUGCCCCAAAUGAAAGCCCUAAUACUGAUGGCUUUGACAUUGCCUCAUCAGAAAAUAUUGAAAUUCUCGAUAGUAACAUUGGAACUGGUGAUGAUUGUAUUGCAAUUAACAAUUAUUCCUCUUAUAUCAACAUCACUGGAGUGGCAUGUGGUCCGGGCCAUGGCAUUAGUGUUGGGAGUUUAGGAAUAAAUGGAGAAGAAGCUAAAGUUGAAGAAAUACAUGUAAAAAACUGUAGUUUCAUUGGAACAGAUAAUGGAGCAAGGAUCAAAACAUGGCAGGGAGGGAAAGGAUAUGCUAGUAAGAUCUCAUUUGAGGAAAUUGAAGUCACCAAUUCUUCCAAUCCAAUCAUUAUCGAUCAAUAUUAUUGCCCUCAUAGUGUUUGCGACAAUCAAACCAGUGCCGUUACGAUAAGUGAUGUUACAUUCAGAGGCAUCCGAGGGACUGUCAGAGGAGAAAAUGCAAUUAACCUACACUGUAGCGAAAAAGCAGCUUGCACCAACAUUUUGGUAGAAGACAUCAACUUAAAUUCUCUUGUUCCAGACAAGAAAGCUUAUUCCUCUUGCACCAAUGCUUAUGGAAGAAGUUCUCGUUCGACUCCACCAAUUGAAUGUUUGUUAAAACAACAGCUUAAAAGCUUUUUCUUUUGGCAUUGGUGAAGAUAUCAUUGUUUUCCACAAGUCUAACAACCAUCAAAAAACUUGUAUCCAUGCAAACUUUAAAAUAAAAAGUCAUACAUAAU